This is a messenger RNA of Ochotona princeps (American pika), 833 nucleotides long. It is a transcript of the gene NEURL3, whose product is annotated as neuralized E3 ubiquitin protein ligase 3. Bases 239 to 805 code for a protein of 188 amino acids. NCBI's taxonomy places the organism in Eukaryota, Metazoa, Chordata, Mammalia, Lagomorpha, Ochotonidae. Gene Ontology annotation, molecular function: ubiquitin protein ligase activity. The record is from RefSeq and is a predicted model, not a curated record. Gene Ontology annotation, cellular component: early endosome. The transcript is spliced from 3 exons. Gene Ontology annotation, biological process: ubiquitin-dependent endocytosis.
UUCCUCCUUGCAGGCUAGCCAGCUGCCACAGGGCGGGUCAGCGACAAGCUGUGAGAACUCAUCAGGAAAUUCCCUGGAUAUUGUAACUCGUGACAGCAACAUCUCAUUAAUCAUCAACCCUGUAACAUGAUCCUGGGACCAUAAAAAAGAAACCUGCGGAAUCUCUGGAAACCUGGUCACUGGCCCUCAACACACUUUUCCUCCCAGACCCAGACACCUGAGUCCAGAUCCCAGGCUGAUGGGCGCCCGAAUCUGCACCCAGAUCAGUGUCCCAGAACCCCAAGAGGCUCUUCGCUUCCACGACCAGGCCAAGGGCGAGCAGGUGUGUCUGGACGCGCAGGGCUGCACAGCGAGCAGGUGCGCCACGUUCCACGAUGGCAUCGUGUUCAGCCAGCGACCCGUGCGACCCGGCAAGUGCGUCGCGUUGCGUGUGCUGCAGCGCGAGGAAGGCUGGUACGGCGGCCUCCGCGUGGGCUUCACGCGCCUGGAUCCCGCGUGCAUCUCCUCCUCCAACCUGCCACCCUUCGUGUGCCCGGACCUGGUGGAGCAGAGCCCCACAUGGGCGGCCAUGCUGCCUGAAGGCAGCGCGCUAGUAGGGGACUUGAUCCGCUUCUGGGUGGACCAUCGGGGGCGGCUGUACGCCAAAAUCAACAGGAGCCCGCGAUUCCUGCUGCGCAGGGACGUGCUCCUGGGCGCGCCCCUCUGGGCUGUGAUGGACAUCUAUGGGACCACCAAAGCCAUCGAGAUGCUGGCCCUGGGCAGUUUGCACAGUCCUUCGGCACACAGUCCAGUCCUGGAGCACUGAGUGGGCUCAGCCCGGGUCUGUCCAGCCC